Molecule: messenger RNA, 5190 nt
Organism: Capsaspora owczarzaki ATCC 30864
Lineage: Eukaryota; Filasterea; Ministeriida; Capsasporidae
Product: aquarius
Exons: 2
Coding region: 61-5055 (1664 amino acids)
Biological process (GO): mRNA splicing, via spliceosome
Cellular component (GO): catalytic step 2 spliceosome
Molecular function (GO): helicase activity; mRNA binding
Source: RefSeq, a predicted model, not a curated record
GGUGGUGGCGGAAGCAACGUCCUCAGACCGUCCAACCUCUCGCUGCCCCUUUACAACAUCAUGGACCACAAGAAGCAACGCGCGAGUGGCGGACGCGCUCCCAGCGCCACUGCUCAGGCCAACAGCAGUCAGAUCAAGCACAAGCAACAACCACCAUCAGCUCAGGACGUGGAAUCGGAUGUGCUCACUCUGCUUGCACGCAAGUACUGGUCGCCAGCAACACCCGUGGACGAGCGCGCGCCGUUCGACCCGAUUGUCGUGGAAUCCGUCUAUCAGUCCGAGCUGGUCGCGUCCAACUUUUCCAUCAAGCGCACCAUGAUCCUGGAGCUCGGCCAGUACCUCGAGUGCUUUCUCUGGCCCAACUUUGACGCCGCCACCUCCAGCGAUCACCACGUCAGCUCCAUCGUCCUCAUGAUUAACGAAAAGUUCCGCGAGAACGUGCCGUGCUGGGGUGUGUUUGCAGCUCGCCCAGCCGACUUUGCCGCCUUCUUCCGACGAGCGCUUGCCAUUUGCCUCGGCGAGAGUGCAGAGCAGCAACCACAACAACAACAACAGCAAUCACAAAAAGACCAGCACCCCCUCUCCUUCCAAGAACGCAUCAUUUACAUUGCCUUCCUCGUUCGCUGCUUUAACAGCCUUGAGAACGAACUGGUGGGUGCCCAAAUCCAGCGCUUGGUAUCGCUCGGCACGUGGCACAACCUCCUGCCUGGCCGCUUGGAGGAAGAGUUCAAGGCCGUGCCAAAGCUGCGCAAAUACUGGCAAGUGUUGAAAAAGAAGGACGCCAAGCAGGACGCCGCCGGCCGAGCUCUGCUGGCCGAGCAGCGCCGAUUCCUCUUUGUCUUGAUGAAGCAAUUCCUCGCCGUCCUCGCCAGCAUUCCCGAAGAAGGGCCCGUGCCCGGCGGCGUGUGGGCAGUGCGGUAUUGCGAGCGCUUCCUCGAACUCUUGAUUGAUCUGGAGGCGCAGCUGCCCACUCGCCGGUAUUUCAACACACUCAUGAAUAGUGCGCACGUUGUGACGCUUGCCCAGCUCAGCGCGUUACCCAAUCGGAGCAACGGCACGCUGUUUGCUCAGCUCCUCGAUACGCUCAAAUUCUACGCACGCUUUGAAAUCAGCGAUCACACCGGCGUCGCCCUCACCGACAGCGAGGUGACUGCCGCGCACUAUGCCCAAAUCGCCAAGGUCCAGCAGCUGGCCUUCCGCAACUUUGACGAACUGCGCGAGUUUGCCCUGCUGAACGUGGGCGCAGUGGACACGCGCGCAGCCCUGUUCAAGCACUUUGACCGCCUGUCCGACGAGCGCCUGGUCGAGUUUGCGCAGCAGCUCCACCUGGUUGAAGACGCUGCCAACGCCUCGAGCGUGGCUGGCGCGUUCAACACCCGCUUCUUUUUGCUCGAACUGCUCGUCAAUCACCUCGAGCGGCGUCAGUCCCAAAUGGACAUUCUCAACGCCAUGCCACUCUACCCGACUGAAGCUCUGCUCUGGGACGAGAACGUGGUGCCCUCCGAGUACUUUUCGGGCGAAGGCUGCCUUGCGCUGCCCAAGCUCAAUCUGCAAUUCCUCACCAUCCACGACUACCUGUUGCGAAACAUGACCCUCUUCCGCCUCGAGUCGGCCUACGAAAUCCGCGAAGACAUUACCGACGCCGUCCGCCGCUUGGCCCCUCGCCGCGACGAGAACGGAGGCACGCUCUUCCAAGGCUGGGCACGAAUGGCGUUGCCCAUCUCUGCCUUCUCGGUUGUUUCGGUUGGUAAGCCCAGCUUGGCCGAGCGGCACCCAUCGAGCGUGCGUGCGGACGUCACCGUCUCGCUCGAAAACACACGCCGCGAGGCUUGGAGCGAGUGGGAAAAGUUGCGCAAGCACGACAUUGCCUUCCUCGUCACCGUCCGCGCCAAGCGGCCCGUGGGCGAGCGCAACCUGCCCGUGGCGUCCUCGGCGUCCUCGGCCGACAUUGCCGACGCGAUUGGCAUUCAAUACGUCCGCGGCUGUGAGAUUGAAGGCCUGCUGGACUCGCGCGGCCGUCUCAUCGACGAGUCCUUCCAGUCGCGCGAGCGCCAGCAGGAAGAGCGACACCAGUUCACGCGCCUCACCUCGCGCACCUUCCGCGUGUGGCUUGAUCCCAACCAAUACCAAAUCGAUGUCGAUGCUCUGACCGAGGGCGAGCGUCGUCGCAUUGAGAGCGCUGCCAAGCGCGCGGUUGCCGACCUCAACGGCAGCCAGCAACAGCGGCCCAGCAACGCGACCGAAAACGUGUACGACACCUUCAACAUUCUUGUGCGUCGCAAGCCUGAGGAGAACAACUUUAAGGCGGUGCUCGACACGAUUCGAUCGCUCAUGAACACGCGCACUGUCAUUCCUGAUUGGCUGCACGAUGUCUUCCUCGGCUAUGGCGAUCCGCGCAGCGCCUUUUACGCUGCCAUGCCCGAGCGCCAGUUGCGCACUGUCAACUUCAACGACACCUUCCUGACUCCCGCCCACGUUGUGAGCAGCUUCCCCCAGUACCAUGUCAAGUUUGUCGACGGCGAAGGUGCCGAGCUGGCUCACAGCGCAUGUCGUGCGCCAUUCAAGCUGACCUUCCCCGACCCCGCCACCGAUCCCACCUUGCGGGCGACGAAUGCGGCUUCCCAAGGAGGCGAGGACGACGCGGCCAAUCCUGCCGGAUCAUCCACCAACGCCAUGGCGACCGCAUCCGCCACUGCGACUCCUCCCUCGUUGCUCGUCACGCCUUUUACGCACGUCAAUCGCGGACCGUACCCGCGCGACAUUCCCAAGAAGAAUGCCGUGCCCUUCACCCCCGUGCAAGUUGAGGCCAUCCGCGCGGGCGUCCAACCCGGCCUGACGCUCGUUGUGGGUCCGCCUGGCACGGGCAAGACGGACGUGGCCGUGCAGAUUGUGUCCAACUGGUACCACAACUUCCCCGACCAGCGCAUCUUGCUUGUCACGCACUCCAAUCAGGCCCUCAACCAGAUCUUUGAGAAGAUUAUGGAGCUCGACAUUGACGAGCGUCAUCUGCUCCGUCUUGGCCAUGGUGAAGAGGAGCUUGCCACCACCAAGGACUUUUCUCGCUCGGGCCGAGUCAACUACAUUCUGGAACGACGCAUCGCCUUGCUUCAAGAGGUGGCGCGCUUGGCCGCAUCUCUCGACGUUCCCGGCGAUGUCGCCUACACUUGCGAGACGGCUGGCCACUUUCACUUGUACCAAGUCCUGUCGCGGUGGGAGGCCUAUGUCAGCACUGUUCGCGCCGCGUCGGCCAACAAGGACGCCAGUCCCGAGGCCGCGGCGGCCGCUGUUCGCGCCGUCUCGUCAAGCUUCCCUUUCACCGCCUUCUUUGCGGACGCCCCGCAGCCGCUGUUCCACGGCAAGAGCUUUGCCGAGGACUGGGAUGUCGCUCAGGGGUGCUGGCGCCACCUGCGAAAAAUCUUCCAGGAGCUGGAGGCGUUCCGUGCGUUCGAGCUGCUUCGCUCUGCCGGCGACCGCAUCAACUACCUGCUCGUCAAGGAAGCUCGCAUCAUUGCCAUGACGUGCACACACGCUGCCCUCAAGCGUCGCGAGCUCGUCGAGCUUGGCUUCAAGUUUGACAAUGUGCUCAUGGAAGAAAGCGCGCAAAUUUUGGAAAUUGAAACGUUCAUUCCGCUCCUGCUCCAAACGCCCGAUGCCAACGACGGCUAUUCGCGUCUGAAGCGCAUUGUCAUGAUUGGCGAUCACCACCAGCUGCCGCCAGUCAUCAAGAACAUGGCCUUCCAGCGCUACUCGAAUCUCGAGCAGAGUCUGUUUACCCGGUUUGUGCGUCUGGGCGUUCGCACCGUCGACCUCGAUCGGCAGGGUCGUGCCCGUGCCUCUAUCGCGCAACUGUACAACUGGCGGUACAAGCAGCUCGGCGAUCUCCAGCACGUGCAGGAGCGCCCAGAGUACCAGUCUGCCAAUGCCGGAUUUGCGUACGACUUCCAGCUCGUGGACGUGGGUGACCACAACGGCCAAGGAGAGUCCGAGCCGUCUGCGCACUUUAUCCAAAACCUUGCCGAGGCCGAGUAUGUUGUUGCGACGUACAUGUACAUGCGGCUUCAAGGCUACCCGCGCGAGCGCAUCACGAUUCUGACCACCUACAAUGGCCAAAAGGCGCUCAUCCGCGAUGUGCUGAACGCCCGCUGCUCGAACAACCCAAUGUUUGGCGACCCGGAUCAGGUCACCACGGUGGACAAGUUCCAAGGCUCGCAGAACGAUUAUGUGCUCUUGUCGCUCGUCCGAACCAAGACCAUUGGUCAUGUGCGUGACGUGCGUCGCCUGGUCGUGGCCAUGUCGCGUGCCAAGCUCGGUCUGUAUGUCUUUGCCCGUGCAUCGCUCUUCCAAGACUGUCUCGAGCUGAAGGAGGCCUUUAGCGUGUUGCAAACACGACCCAGCCGCUUGGCGCUGCUCCCGCAAGAGAGCUUCCCGACUCAACGGUCCAACGCUAGCGUCGUGGCAGAAAGCGACAUUACGUUUAUGGAGAGCAUGCCUGCCAUGGCCGACUAUGUGUACAAGCGUUGUGUUGACGCUGUUCGCGCGUUGAAUGGCGACAGUGCCGCGCAGGAUGCCAUGCCGCUGGCGUUGGAAGCCCCGCUUCCCACCCGCCCUCAAGAAACGGAAGGAGACGAGACAGAGGCACGGGACGCCCCCGACGAGCCUGCCCAAGCCGUCGAGGCUCAGCCAGACGAGACCCCCGCUGAAGCUGCAGUCCAGCCGCCUACGCCCAGCAAGCGCGCAGCCGCGCAAAGCAGCGACACUGCUUCUGAUGAGGCCAGCAGCGAUGUGAGUGCACGCAAGAAGGCGCGAGUAGAGCCAGAGGAGAAGGACGCCGCAGCCGUGUCCGCCGAGCAACCGGAAGAGGCUGAGGACGAGGCGCCGUUGGCAAAUGCAGGGCCAAAACACGUGUCUGUCGGUGGUCGUUCGCUCGACACACUUGCGGCCAUCAUGGAGCUGACCGUUGUCGACAUCAAGGCUGAGCUUUCGCGGCGUGAUUUGUCGACCUCUGGUCUCAAAAAGGAUUUGGCUGGUCGGUUGCAUGAGGCGUUGUCCAAGUGAAAGCUGACAAGGGGCUGUUAUAUUGUUUUUUGUUUUUGUUUUUGUUUUCCUCCCCCCCCCUCGCUUUCUUAUGUCGGUAAAAGUGUUUUGUUGUUGAGAUGGCGUGGCAUUGUCCAUGAACAAGAUUAAAACACA